GGUCCGUAUUACAGAAGGCUACUCAAGUCCUAAUCUCUGUUUAAAACUAGAUUUGAGUUGAGAUUUCAUUUUAGAACGCUCCUCAAGCAUAGAUUCGGUGAUCAUAGUUCAGCUGAGUGUAGAUCUUAUUCCAAAUCAUUACUCAGUUCUAGAUUAAUACUCAAGUAGAGAUUUGAUCUGUGAUUACUCAAGUGUGGUCGACACCGCGCUUGAGCAGAGAUUUCCCUGUCAGUUUUGAGUUUUAGCAAAUAAUUGUGUUGUGAAUAUAAAUAAUGGAAAUUUUUGAACAGUUUGAUUAUUACGAUAAUUUAUUUAACGAUGAUUCUAACAGAAGGUUGAACUUUCGCGUUCCUCUCAGAUAUCUCAGAGAUGUGCAAGACCCAUACAAUAUUGAAAAUUUCAAGAAAAGGUAUAGGUUUUCACAAGAUGUAGUGAAAUCUGUGAUUUUGCCAUUAAUUGACCAAGAUCUGAGAAGGUUAAGCAACCGUGGCAAUCCAAUAGCCCCGGAAUUACAAAUUCUUGUGUGUUUGCGUUUCUAUGCGACAGCGUCAUUCCAGAUAGUUUGUGGAGAUUUAUUAAAUGUAUCGCAACCAGCUGCUUCAAAUAUAGUUGCAAAUAUAUCAAGGUUGAUAGCUCUACAACAGAGGCAUUACAUAAAAUAUCCUCAAGACAUGAUCUCACACAGGGCACAGUUUGCACAGCUCGGCCAGUAUCAACAAAAUCCAGGCCUAAGAAAUGUGGAUGGUGCAAUUGAUUGCACACACAUUAAAAUAGUAAAUACUCCAGGGGUGGAACAUCAUGAAGCCUACAGAAACAGAAAAUCUUACUUUUCUAUAAAUGUCCAGGCAGUUGUUGGACCAUUUGGCAAUUUCAUGGACAUUGUGGCUCGAUGGGCUGGCAGUACACACGACAGCAGAAUAUUCCAGAUGUGUUUGUUGCGCACCAAAUACAUACAUCAACAACAUUCUGGUUAUCUCAUUGGAGACAGCGGAUAUCCUUGUUUAAGGUUCCUGCUAACACCUGUAGGUACUCCAACAACCCAUGCGGAACAAACAUACAAUAGAGUGCAUGUCAAAACAAGAAAUGUGGUGGAAAGAACCUUUGGGCGAUGGAAACGGCGGUUUCCAUGUCUAAGUAGGGGGUUGGGCAACAAAUUGACCACAGUGUCAAAUAUAAUAGUAGCAUGUGCUGUACUUUUUAAUAUAUCAUUGUCUACAAAUGACAUGAUGCCUUCAUAUGAAGAAGAUGGUGAAAUCAAUGAAGAAGUCAUAUAUGAUGAAUCCAACAGUGAAGGGACUACCGAUGGAUUUGCUUUUAGAAACACAAUUAUUAGUAAUUACUCUUGAUUUUAUAUUAUUCAGUUUUUCUAACAAUAAAAAACUAUGU
Molecule: messenger RNA, 1386 nt
Organism: Trichoplusia ni (cabbage looper)
Lineage: Eukaryota; Metazoa; Arthropoda; Insecta; Lepidoptera; Noctuidae
Product: putative nuclease HARBI1
Exons: 3
Coding region: 273-1346 (357 amino acids)
Source: RefSeq, a predicted model, not a curated record